UUAGUUAGUCUGCUCCAGUCGCCGACUGCACAGCACGCUGAAGGAGAGACAGAAAGUGGCAGGCAGAGGGGGUGGAAAAAAUGGAGCUGGACCUGGACCAGUUGAUAUCAUGAGAGUGGAGGAUCAGAUCAGCAACUCGGAGUUGACCACAUUAUUUAUUGAUGUUUUGGAUCUUCUUCUGGUGCCUAAAUGCUGUCACAGGGCAAAAUGCACCCCAGGGCAAAGUCCCGCAGCUGUGAUAACUACCUGAGUAUUAAGGACGCAGAGUCCUUGGAUAACUGCAUCCAGAGCACCUUGUCUGCACUGUACCGUCCCUUCAGUGCCACCGCCUCCACCGUGCUGUGGCAGCUCUUCAGCGUGGUGGAGAGGCAGUACCGCGGAGACGGCCUCCGCUGCCUCAUCGACUUCUUGCUUCCUGCCAAGAGGAUCCUGCAGAUCGUCCAAAAGGAGAGCUGCGUAAAGUUCAGAGGCCUGCUGUUUUAUCACGAAGGAUGGCCUCUCUGCAUUCACGAGAAAGUCGUCCUGCAACUUGCACCGCUGCAUAAGGUUCGACUAAAGCAAGGAGACUUCUACUUCCAGAUCGUUCCUUUGGGGCGCAAAGCUGCGAAGCUGGUGAUAAAAUGCCUGUCUGCCAGCGGGCAGGCCAUCGCAGAGAUCCCUAUUCCAGAGAGCAUGUAUGGCAGCAUCUUCACAGCUGAGUUGCUGCAGAAUGUGACACGAGAUCGAAACCUGCACCCUCUACAGAACUGCCUGCUCACCAGCGGUACGGCCGUGUACAAGACGCCGUGGAAGAACGUGGUCAACCCGCUGUUUGUCAGCAGCACGGCGGACGCCAUCAUGCAAGCUCGCUGCAGCAGCAGAGGCAGCUUCAGGGGUCACCUGAGCACCUGCAGCACCAGCGGCUCCACCGGGACGCUGGACAGCCACCGCAGCUCCAGAGAGUCCCUGGUCUCUCUGGGAGCUGACUCCAUCUUCUCUGAGCCCACCUCCCCAAAGACAAACCACAAGGACUCAAGUGGUGAAAACCAACGUGUUUGUAGGGACAAAACAGUAGCACCAAUCAUUACAAUAGAGGGACAUGUAGAGGAGUUUGGUAAAGAAACAGGAGAUGAGGAUGCUGGUGGAAGAAAAAGAGAAUCAGGGUCGAAUAGGUUCUCUUUUGAUACGGAUCUCAGUACUCCAGACCUUCGUCGCCGCCCAAGAGACUCUGUUGGAUCAAAUGGAAGCAGCAGGAGACGUUUCAGGGAAUCCUACAUGGAGGCCCUGCAGAACCCAAUGACCCUGGGGUCCAGCUCUGAAUCCAUUCUGGAAGAAAGCCCUGAACAUGGCACUGGCUCGAGAGAGCGAGCCGUUACACCGGGUAGCAGCCCCGACACCCGCGCCUCUCCCAGAGAACAUUUAACCUGGAAGUUUGGCAGUCGGAGUUGGCUCAGUAGCGACGACUCCAGGCCCAACACACCCCUGUUCUACCUGCAGAAGGGGCUACGGAGCGCCGAGAGGCGGUCAGACAGGCGCUCCAAGUCGCUGGAGAGGACUAACAAGGCAGGCCAGGUAAAAGGCCACCGAGAGCGAUCCUCCUCUGGAGGCUCAACGAGCGUCUCUCCCAAAAAAUUGAUGAACGGUUACACGCUCCGCUUUGGGAAACUGGAUGUGGAGGCUGUGUUUAAUGGAAAUGAGAAGAGGAGCAGCAAAGAGGACUCAGGUCAACGUACCGACAGCGUUAGCAGUGACAUCAGACGGCACAAAACAAAUGUUGAAGAAUCACACAGUCCCAAAGAUGAAAAUGGGAUUACCCUAAAUCCAGGUUCUGCUCAGAAAUCUUCCUGUGACUAUAAUCCGGCCUUUCCCAAAUUGAUGUCAGAAAUCAAUCAAGAGCUGCUCACUUCAAGGGCUGUGAUCUUAGCAGGAAACCGAGACCGUGGAGGGAGACCAGUGCUUCAGGUGUGCACCAGAGCCGAGGUGUGGGCGCUUGACACAUGCAGAGUCAGCGAUGUAACGUGUUUACUGGGCUACUACCACUCAACUCUGAGGAAAGAAAGGCGUGAUCAAGGUCUGGCUGUUAUAAUAGACAGCAGAAAACAGCAGCCUGUCCCAACUCUGUUGUCAUCUCUGUUUGAAUUUCAGGCUUUAGUACCAAAUGCACUUUAUUCAAUCCUGUUCUUGGUGGACAAAGAUGGAUCAGCCAAACUGGACAGGGAUUUUGGCGUACAGAUUGAGACGCUUUCAUCCCUGAAGGCACUGCUGAAGCACAUCGACCAAACCCAGCUGACACGAGACCUGGAGGGCACCUAUCAUUACGACCACAACCACUGGAUCGGCUUCAGACAAAAAAUUGAGCCCUUUGCCAGCAGCUGCAGUGCAGCCAUCAGCUUCCUCCAGGAGUCCAUCAGGACUCUGAGUGUUUCUGGAGACCUCAAGACCUCUCAGGAGGUGUCUGAGGUGUUGGAACAGCAGAGGCAUCUCAUGAAGAGUGUACUAGACGACACCCAUCUGAACAGACUGCGUCUGGAAGGAGGAACUGUUCUCGCUCGCAUCAGGAAGGAGGAGGCGUGUGAGAAUGAAAACUACAGAGAUGCAAUUGAGAUGUUGAAUGCACUCUACAACCAAGUAGAUGAAGAGGUUCAUAAACUGGUAAUCCUGUCCAACAAGUCGCAGAAAGAGUUGGAGGAUCUGCUGGAGCUUCACAAGUUUGAGGAGCAGACACAACAGAUAAAGCGCUGGUUUAGCGUAGAGGGAGAGAAGCAUCUUCUACCUCUGGAAUCUGUAACUUUGUCUACGGACAAAAUAAAAGAGAUGAAGGAGAGUUUGGAGCAGUUUCUGGAGGAGUCAGAGUUCCAGACGAGGCUCCUGAAACAGAAUCCCAGCUCCCCUCCAGAAUCGGCUGCUUGCAACUUUAAACAACGUCUGGGGUCCAUCUUAAGCAGAGUACAGGAGCGGAAGGCUAAGUUAGAAGUCCUAACAAACCUGUACGAGUUCUAUGACUCGGCGCAGCAGUGGAUAGAGCACUGUCAGGAUUAUUUCCACCAGCUGAGUUUGGACGGCCCCGAUCAGACAUUUUCACCGUCUGUGGUGAAAAUCCUGCAGGAUUACUGCACGGAAGCAUCUAAAUUCUCCAUGGACAACUUCAGUACUCUCAACAACAUGGUGCUCUUGCUGGAGUGCCCCCAGCAGCUGCAGCAGUGGAACUCCAUGUGGCACAAAUGCCAGAAGACCAAACGGCAGCUGGAAGCGACGUUGGCUCGAGCCUCGUUGUCAGACCAGAACCCUAGUGCUGUCGGCACCGGGGAUUCCUUACCGGCUGCAGAAAGCUGUGUGGUGCCCCUAGAACUUCCCAGAGCUAAUGGAUGUCUGCACUUGCCUGGAGCUAUUACCUCGCUUACAUUUGAGGACAGCAAGAGUCUCUCUGCUGAAUCUUUUUCAAGGAGCCCCUCUGGCUCCAUCUCAUCUCCAUCGCACUUCACGUUCCCCGUGGACAGAGAAGACAAGCUGGGGCAGAGCUCAUGCACUCUCGAUGACACGGACAGCGACUGCACCAUCGACUCCACCGUCUCCUGCCACUCUGAGCCAGUGUACUCCAAGGCCACUCGGCUUCGAAAGCACCCGAUGAAGAAGAUCAUGAAGAAGACCAUGAGCUACGAGCUGACCCCGAGGGACGGCGGCCACUCAGACAUCAGCCACGUUCACGGCUACACGGGGGUCUACAUCAAGGGCUUGGAGGUUGCCAAUAAUGUGUCAGCAGAGAAGAAGCUGCUGAGGCCUGAUGUGACCAGUCCCGUUCUGGGACGCAGCCGCAGCCUGUCCACACCUUCAAGGACACACAACAGACGCAGUGAAGGAGAUGGCAAGAAACAGAGCAGUAAAGUUCAGCACAUCAUGGAUGAAAUGAUUUCCACAGAGAGGGAGUACGUUCGCUCUCUCAGCUACAUCAUUGAGCACUAUUUCCCCGAGAUGGAGCGUCUUGACUUGCCACAGGACCUGCGAGGGAAGCGCAGCAUCAUUUUUGGGAACUUGGAAAAACUGUGGGACUUCCACAGCCAGUACUUCCUGAAGGAGCUGGAGGCCAGCGCUCACUCUCCGCUGAGCAUCAGCAGCUGUUUCCUGCGACAUGAGGAUCAGUUUGGAAUGUACGCUCUGUACAGCAAGAAUAAGCCGCAGUCAGACGCUCUGCUCAGCAGCCAUGGCCAUGAGUUCUUUAAGAAUAAGCAGCUGGAGCUGGGAGACAAGAUGGAUUUGGCGUCCUACCUGCUGAAGCCCAUUCAGAGGAUGAGCAAAUACGCACUGCUGCUCAAAGAUCUGAUAAAGGAGUGCAGCUACUCGCAGGAGCAGGAGCUGAGUGACCUUCGUACUGCUGAGGAGAUGGUGAGGUUUCAGCUUCGCCACGGGAACGACCUGCUGGCGAUGGAUGCAAUCCGUGGCUGCGAUGUGAACCUGAAAGAGCAGGGUCAGCUCCGCUGCCAGGAUGAGUUCAUCGUUUGGUGUGGACGCAGAAAAUACCUUCGCCAUGUCUUCUUGUUUGAGGACCUCAUCCUCUUCAGCAAGACCAAGAAAAUAGAGGGAGGAUACGACAUUUACAUCUACAAGCAGUCCUUCAAAACAGCAGAAAUAGGUAUGACGGAAAAUGUUGGUGACAGCGGCCUUCGCUUUGAGAUCUGGUUCCGUCGGAGGAAGUCCCAGGACACGUUUAUACUCCAGGCCAGCUCGGCUGAGGUCAAGGCAGUGUGGACGGCUAUUAUUGGGAAGAUCCUGUGGAGGCAGGCCCUCAGAAACAGAGAGCUACGCAUGCAGGAAAUGGUUUCCAUGGGGAUUGGUAAUAAACCUUUCAUGGACAUAAAGCCCAGUGAUGCAGCCAUCAGUGAUAGAGCCAUUGACUUCAUCAUGAAGGGGACAGAGUGUCGGACGCGGGCGUCCAUCGCGGUGUCGUCGUUCGAGCACUGCGCUGCGUUUAAGAGGCCCCACUCCACCAUCUCCAACAGCAGCACCUCCUCCUCCAGCAGCCAGUCGUCCUCCUCCCUGCUGGGCUCCCUCAACCUCCAUCUGUACUCCUCGCCGUCUCACCCUCACCCAUACCUGUACCCGAUGGGCAGCGUGGCGUCCUUCGCCCAGUGGCCAUAUGACUGCAUAGAGGAGGACGAGCUGGAGCAGGACGUCGUGAGCAGCAGGCCCUCCAUGAUUACUGAGAGCUCAGAGACGUCCUCCUCCCAGUGCAACUCCAGUGACAGCGUAACAGGGCUGAGCACCCUCACCAUCCCUGGACCUCCCAGCGUCAUCAUGGAGACGUUUAACAACAACAACGAGUCGCCUGAUUUCCUCUGCUCCUCCACGCCUCCUCCCUCCAUCACCUCCACGCCGAUGUUCCACAAAGAUGAAGACCUCCUGCCGCAGGGCACCAAGUUCAUCACAGCAAGAGCAGCCACUCAUGUAGCGGUCGGCCUCUCCACAGUAGUCUGACUGGUGAGGGUUAGCCCUUUGUGAAGUUUUCAAGUCGUACAGCAAAUUUCACACAAGAGAAAAAGAAGAUGAAAAUAAGAACGUCUUGAUUUUUGGAGCACUAAGACUUGGAUUAAACUGAAACAGAAAAAUAGCAUUUUAUGACAAUACUGUAACUCACUUAGACUAACACGUGCUGUUAUGUUUCUGUCUGUGUCAUGGUACGUCAGAGGUCUGUACAUUUGAUUCAAUGAGAUAGUUAUGUGUUUAUAUUGUAGAUGUAUUUUGCAAAUAAAGUAGUAGACACUUUCAGACAGUGCUGCGUUGUAUUCCCGUGACUUCUGAGUUACACAUUUGUACAGAUUAAUAAAAAGUUUAAAGCUG
Messenger RNA from Xiphophorus maculatus (southern platyfish), 5811 nucleotides. It is a transcript of the gene plekhg4b, whose product is annotated as pleckstrin homology and RhoGEF domain containing G4B. The record is from RefSeq and is a predicted model, not a curated record. NCBI's taxonomy places the organism in Eukaryota, Metazoa, Chordata, Actinopteri, Cyprinodontiformes, Poeciliidae. Gene Ontology annotation, molecular function: guanyl-nucleotide exchange factor activity. The transcript is spliced from 24 exons. The coding region runs from base 190 to 5448 and encodes 1752 amino acids.